This is a messenger RNA of Scutellospora calospora, 498 nucleotides long. The record is from the annotation of a GenBank genome assembly. NCBI's taxonomy places the organism in Eukaryota, Fungi, Glomeromycota, Glomeromycetes, Diversisporales, Gigasporaceae.
ACAACGGUGCGUUCGUUUACCGUCACAUAUUUAUGGAUGAGUUUGAAAAGGAAUUUAAUGUAAAGCCAAUACAUUUUUCUAUAAUUGAUCCAGAUAUAGAAGAUUUACUUGCAAAACAUAAUAUUAGAUCCAAAUUAUUAAAUUAUACUAAAAAUAAUUUAGCUUCAAUAGCUCUUAUGGAUUCUGAUAACUGGAGUCCUAUUAUAGAAAAUAUUAAGAAUGAGGUCGAAAACGGAACAUAUGUUGAUGAUAGACGCGUAUAUGUUCGUUGGGUUAAUGACUUUGUAAGAUGGGGCAUGUUUGCUAAUCGUAAUUUCCAAGCAAAUGAACUUUUAGGUAUCUAUACUGGAUUUAUAACACGUACACUUCACGAUUUUGAGUAUGCCUGGGAGUUCAAUUAUAUUGUGGAUGUUGUUGAUGAUAAUGGCGAGAAAGUGAGGGUUUGCAUUGAUGGAAAACAUAUGGGAAAUUAUAUGCGAUUCGCUAAUCAUCAUGAUU